Molecule: messenger RNA, 321 nt
Organism: Dentiscutata heterogama
Lineage: Eukaryota; Fungi; Glomeromycota; Glomeromycetes; Diversisporales; Gigasporaceae
Source: the annotation of a GenBank genome assembly
AAGUGGUUAUUUAUUGAAGAGAUUAUACCAGUUCUAGGACCAUUCGCUAAAACUAUUAAAAGACUUGAGAGAAGCCAAUAUUUAGCUAUAAGCUAUGUAUAUCUCUAUAAUAACAAUCAAGAUGAAUUGAAAAAUAAACUGCAAAUUAAAGAUGAUGCAGAAGAUAAACCAAAAGUAAAACAAAAGAUUAAAAUCAAUAGGCUAGUUAAUAUGUUUAGAUUAAUUGAUAUGAUUGAAGAUAAACUUUAUCAAGCAGUAAAUGAUUAUUAUAAAGAUUUGAAACUUGACGAUCUUGUUGCUUCACUCUUGGAUUCACAUUGA